Messenger RNA from Scomber japonicus (chub mackerel), 1416 nucleotides. RefSeq names its product transcription factor IIIB 90 kDa subunit-like. Gene Ontology annotation, biological process: DNA-templated transcription initiation; transcription preinitiation complex assembly; transcription by RNA polymerase III. Gene Ontology annotation, molecular function: RNA polymerase III type 3 promoter sequence-specific DNA binding; TBP-class protein binding; RNA polymerase III general transcription initiation factor activity. Lineage: Eukaryota; Metazoa; Chordata; Actinopteri; Scombriformes; Scombridae. The record is from RefSeq and is a predicted model, not a curated record. The transcript has 12 exons. Gene Ontology annotation, cellular component: nucleus; transcription factor TFIIIB complex; transcription preinitiation complex. The coding region runs from base 1 to 1416 and encodes 471 amino acids.
AUGAGCCCCAAAAUAUGCAAGAACUGCGGCGGCUCGGACAUCGAUGUGGAUCAGGCGCGAGGCGACGCCGUCUGUAUGACGUGCGGCUCCGUGCUGGAGGACAACAUCAUCGUGUCCGAGGUGGAGUUCGUAGAGACGGGAGGAGGAGGAUCAUCGGCCGUUGGACAGUUUGUCUCUGCAGACGGUGGAAACAAGAAUCCCUCUUUUGGAGACGGACACUUCACAGGUGUGGGCAGAGAGUCUCGAGCUCAGACGCUGCAGAGAGCGAAGCAGAGCAUCAACACUCUGGGCCGCCAGCUGCAGAUGAACCAGCACUGUCUGGACACCGCCUUCAACUUCUACCGCAUGGCUCUCGGUAAACAGCUGACCCGCGGUCGCAAAGCCUCGCACGUCAUCGCCGCCUGCCUCUACCUGGUCUGCCGCACCGAGGGGACGCCACACAUGCUGCUGGACCUCAGUGAUCUCCUGCAGGUCAACGUCUACAUCCUGGGAAGAACUUUCCUCGUCUUGGCCCGAGAGCUGUGCAUCAACGCUCCGGCUAUAGAUCCGUGCCUCUAUAUUCCUCGUUUCGCCCAGCUGCUUGAAUUCGGGGAGAAGAACCAUGACGUUUCCAUGACGGCGAUGAGGCUGGUGCAGAGGAUGAAGAGGGACUGGAUGCACACGGGACGACGGCCGUCUGGACUCUGCGGAGCGGCUCUUCUUGUUGCAGCACGUAUGCACGAGUUUCGCCGCACCAUCAAAGAAAUCGUCGGUGUCGUAAAAGUGUGUGAAAGCACGCUGAGAAAAAGACUUACAGAGUUCGAGGACACUCCCACCAGUCAGCUGACCAUCGAAGAGUUCAUGAAGACGGAUCUGGACCAGGAGUGUGACCCUCCCUGCUUUACAGCCGGACUGCAGAAGAAGAAAGCCCACCAGCUGGAGAUCGAGCUGAAGAAAAAGAUGGAUGACGUUGAAGAUGAAAUUCAGAGCUACCAGGAUGAAAUCGACACGGAGCUGCAGAACAGCAGACCCAAACUGAGAGGAGUUUACGCCGCCUACGCCAAAGAAGACGCUGGAGACGACAUUGACAACAUCGUCUCCACGUCGUCUAAGCUGGAAGAGAACGAGGAAGCGGACGAGGAGGAAGAAGAAGACGUGAUUCAGGCCGUGGCCAAACACUUUGGCAAAGAGCUGGGAGAUCUCACGCUGGAGGCUCUGAUAAAACUCGAGCAGAAGACGCCAGAGGAGGAAGAGGAGGAGGAGGAAGGAGAGGAGGGGGGCGUCCCGAAGAGAAAAGGCCCAACGCUGGCCAACAUCCUGGGCAGGAUGCCGACAGCUGCCACUCUGGGUCUCAACGAGUCCAUCAGCAAAUGUAUGGGAGAGGAGAAGGAGAACGCAGCAACGCGUCUGGAUUAUAGAGACGAGUCGAUCAUCUGA